Calliphora vicina (urban bluebottle blowfly) is the source of this 723-nucleotide messenger RNA. Its product is annotated as UPF0389 protein CG9231. NCBI's taxonomy places the organism in Eukaryota, Metazoa, Arthropoda, Insecta, Diptera, Calliphoridae. The transcript is spliced from 3 exons. Bases 143 to 514 code for a protein of 123 amino acids. The record is from RefSeq and is a predicted model, not a curated record.
CUUAUUUGAAUUCGCCUUGAUAAGAAGCAAAGAGCGGUUUUUUAUAUUAUUUGUUGUAUAAUUUUCCUACGAUUAACACAUAAUACAUAAAACAAGAGGAGUUGCUACUUUCUAUUUUUCUGUGCUUUCUUCAAAAUUAAAGAUGUUCAAACAAGUUGUAAACUGUAGCCGUUUGUUGGCCAGACGUGGUAUGAGCCAAUCAUCUUCCACACCGGGACAGGUGAAUAGCUAUUCUCCCAACAAUUUGGAAAAAAGAUUUUUGGUAUGGACUGGCAGGUACAAGUCUUUGCAAGAGGUGCCCAAUUUAGUUAGUGCUGAGGUUAUGGAACGUUGUCGCAACAAGGUGCGUAUUCGUUUAGCCAACAUUAUGAUGAUUCUAACCGUGGUCGGUUGUGGCAUUAUGGUUUACAGUGGCAAAGAAGCUGCCAAACGUGGUGAAUCUGUAACUAAACAAAAUCUCGAAUGGCAUAAGAGAUAUAAUGAACUUCAUGCCACUAAGGAUGCUAAGGAAUAAGUAACAGUUUUUAACAUUUAACUGUAAUUAGAAAUCCUAGCUAUUUAUUUACUUAUUUCCCUCGAUUUUUAUUUUUAUUACUAACUAUUGCAUAAAUAUGUUUAAUAUAUAUUUUUUUUUAGAUGUUUAUUAACAUGAAAAUGAUAAUAAUGUUUACAACUUUAAAGCGAAAUAAAGCUUAACCUAGUUAUGGUAAACUUUUAAGUAAA